AUGCCAAAUUCAAGCCAAGACCAGUUUGAUAUUGCUCGCGUGUGUAAUAAUGCUCUUGUCGGUACUGUCAUAGUGCGAACAUUAGACAGUCUGGUAUUUGAAGACGAGAAUGUGUACGGCACCCGUGCACCAAUUGCAGCAAAUGUUCGGCGUUUGUUACAUCGAUUUCAGAAAGAGGGUUGCCGCCGCGAGGACCCCCUCAGUUGGAUACCUGCUGAACUCUCUCCUCAAGAACUGCAUCAUCUGCUGUCGUUGAACUCUCUCUCGGCCUUUGAUAAAGAUGAGCCCAGAGAGAUCAAAUUGCCUGAAGAUGCAAAGAUCUGCUGCCUUCAAGGGCAGCAUCGAGUAUCUGCAGCUUGGGAAUGGCUGGAGCCUAACGACCAAUGGUGGGUUAUCAAUCUCUUUGACUCCUCUAAACUCACACCGGAGGCGCGAAGACGGCUACGUGAGGGUGAUAGCAGUUCUCGCGAAUACAGCGAUGGAGAAAUAUACAGGAAUAUCCGGUACUACCAGAAACAAGGCGACCAAAAGUCAGCCAGUGGUUGGCUAGCAAGGUGGUCUGAAAGCAAAUGCAAUGACUUCCGACAGCUCUACAAGCCGAACAAUAUUCUAUAUCGGACUGUGAGAGAUAAGCUAGACGAUCUUCUUCCCUUUGCAGGAUUGUGGCCCCAGUGGCAGAUGGGAACACAUUUAGUUCGGGAGCACUGUGUUGAGCUUACACUAGGGCACCCCGAGUGGUUGGACUCGAGCACCGUGGAGCAUCUACAAGGUCGCUUUCCAAAGCUCUCUAAGUUAGACCGCAAAUACGUGGACUACGCCUUUCAAGAGCAUCUGGUCUUUUCUAGUAUAACCGACACACGCACAAGAUCACAGUUGCAUCAGGCAGCAACGGAGUUUCCACGCAUAAUCCCAUCACUUAAAACCUUCCUUGAGAAUGCCAAAUACCUGAAACUAAUAAUGCAAGUGUUGAAAAACUACCUCGGUCCGCUGUUUAAGGGCACUUUAAGGGAAGGUAUGAGAAGCUGUUACGUCCAUCCUGACAAUGACCGGUGCCCUAUCCAGGUUUCCGAGAAUACAUUUAUAGAUACCACAAUUAAGAACAAUGACCGUGGAUUUUUGUCCGCAUACCGCCAAGUCUGUCUCUUUGCAAUGCGGCAUUUUUUUGGUUUGACUAACUCUCGGCCUCUGGGCCUGCAUCGAUAUCCUGGAUCCCGACAACAGCCUGACACCCACGAACUGUGGAAACGCUUCAACGACUUGGCCAGCAAACUAGGGUUUGUGAGCCCCAAGCGUCGCGUAAAUCCUGUCGCAAGAGCUCGAAAACGCCGCUUUGGCAGUUUCAAUGUCCGUCAGCCCGCUGGCAUCCGGAUCGUCAAAGAGCCACCCGAGUUCCUAGCCAUUCAUCAGUUCUUAACGCGGCUCCGUCCAGCAGAUCUCUUUGAGUACUCCGAGUCCGUUCUUUUGGAAGAGGCUUCCAGAAUUUGCGAAACUCUGACAAGAUUGAAACCUCGCUCACUGGUCGCACAACAGCCUACCCGCACGACCGACGAGGUCGCUGAAUUCUCACUCCAAAUGCGCUGUGGGAUAACGGAUGCAGAGUCCUUCUUCGCCGACCAACCAUACCUGUUUCUGAACAAUAUCUAUGAGUCGAGGGACGAAACUCCUCGUGAAAAUCUGACAGGUUUUGCUAUUAAGCAGGACAUGUUUAUCGCAUUCUUCGGUGAUGGUACGGAAGAUCACGAUCAGGACAUGGGCCGAUCCAGUUGGAGGGUAGAUGCCACAGUCGAUACCCGGGAAAACAUGGCUGCAGAAGAUACAUCAGACCCAAUGUUGCUUUCAACUGCCUUAGUACCCCAUGAUAGGUCGCUCAAUCUGCCCGCGCAGGAUAUGACCGUCGAUGUCGAUAUGCAUCUCAGCACGUUGGAUAGCCAAUUAUCUAUGGUCCCCACGCCCACGCCCCUCCUCAAUGGCGUCAUCGAUAAUUUCCCGCAACCAAGCACACCAAGCAUGUCCUUAAUACAGGCAGCUCCUGGGGUCUCAACCGACGUACUAGGCCCUGGUCACGAACUGUUGGCUUUGCAGGGAAACUCGCAUUCGCAGGUUGGGCACAUCAACAACCAACGGCGAGAAUAUUGCACCUUUACGGUUAACCUCUCACCUGGUGCUUUUCUCGCCCAGUUUAACGCACAAGUGAAAGCAUCACCUGGAUACCUCAUAUUUUACAAUGUGGAAAAGAGAGAGAUAGCCUGCCUUCUUCGUUCUUCGGGCCAACUGCAGGAACUAUUGGUCAGUUUCGGAAAUGUUCAAUGGUAUGCCAGACCCCAGCGCACAGGAGACUCUUUCGUCUUGGUUCCAUUACCUAUACCUCAAAUCCCUGUCAUGUUGGGACAGGAUGUGGUUAUUUUUUUCUCUACCAGACUCGACUUCCGCAAUAACUUGCUUAUGCCCGAUGCAACCCAAUUACCCAAUGAGGCGGUCAGCAUGCCGGCGUUCAACGAACAAAUGCAGAAUUGGCAUAUGGCCCCAGGAGAGAUUGAUAUUGAGUAA
Molecule: messenger RNA, 2547 nt
Organism: Aspergillus affinis
Lineage: Eukaryota; Fungi; Ascomycota; Eurotiomycetes; Eurotiales; Aspergillaceae
Exons: 2
Coding region: 1-2547 (848 amino acids)
Source: RefSeq, a predicted model, not a curated record